Closterium sp. Naga37s-1 is the source of this 1569-nucleotide messenger RNA. The record is from the annotation of a GenBank genome assembly. Lineage: Eukaryota; Viridiplantae; Streptophyta; Zygnematophyceae; Desmidiales; Closteriaceae.
AUGGUGCUAGAGUUCCGCGAGAUACACGGGCGGCAUACGGGCAAGGAGAUGGCUAGGGUGGUCGAGGAGAUGGUGGUGCAGUGGGGGUUGGAAGAGCGUUGUCUUGGAUUCACCUCUGACAACGCCUCUAGCAACACAGCCGCUUUCAGGCGGAUGUCGGAGGAGGGUGGUGGUCUGUGCUUCUUCAACUCGCGCAUGCACUUCCGUUGCUUGGCACACGUGAUCAACCUUGCAGUGAAGGCAGCUCUAGCAGUGGCUGCCAUCCGCAAGUUGUUGAAGGUGCUAAGAGAGAUGGCGUCGUGGAUUGGCUUCUCGCCGCAGCGCUCAGGGAAGUUCUUGGGCCUUCAGCGGACCUUGAACGCGCAGGCUAACCCCCCGAAACCGAAGCAGGCGUUGAAGCUGGUUUCGGACAGUCCUACGCGCUGGGGGUCGACCCACGACAUGCUCGAGCGUGCAGGGGUUCUCCAGGAACCCAUCACUGUCUUCUUUGCCCAGACACAGGGCUUGUCGAAGGCAGACAAGGCAAAGGUGGAGAGCCUCAAGCCGACGGACGCAGACUGGGAGACUCUGCAUGCUGUCAAGACGUUCCUCAGUCUAUUCGCCAAAGUCUCAAAGGCGGCGGAGGGAGCGGCGUACCCUACAGUGGCGAUGGUUCUGCCGUACUACAACGGCCUCAUCGACGCUAUGGAGUCGCGCCUCGCCAAGGGGCCAUCGGCGACGCUGAAGCCGAUGAUUGAGGCGGCGCUGGGUCUCUUGAAGAAGUAUGAGCUGAUGUCCAGCAACGAGUUGUGGAUCGCCACCUUCCUGGACCCUUCCAUGAAGGCGGCAUGGUUCGACGACCCGCACUGGGAGACGCUGCAUCCCGAGACAGACCGGAGGUCGAGGCCGCGUCCCUCAUCAGGCGAGGUGAUCCAGCUGGUACGCGACCGCGUGACCGAGUACCAGGCCCGGGCUGCGGCUCUUGCACCUAGACCGACCCCACUUGCCCUCGUGACGGAGGAGGGGGAGGGGGACGCGGCGGAUGACGACGAAGACGCGGAGUUUCUCCCUAGUCGCCGACGACUUGCGGCGCGUCUGUCAGCGAGCCAGGCGGCGGGGAGGGGUGGGAUGGUGCAGGAUGACGAGGUUGGUAGGUAUCUAUCUGAGAGGGUGCGGUGCGACGUGUCAGCGUUGGAGUACUGGCGCACCGCCACCAACAUGCAGACGCUGCGCCGCAUGGCCCGGGAUUAUCUCGCCAUCCCUGCCACGUCCGCCUCGAGCGAGCGCGUGUUUUCCCUUGGCCGCAACCUCAUUUCCUGGAAGCGGCACCGCCUGGCCUCCCAGAGGACGCGAGCUGUCAUGAUUCUCAGGUCAUGGUACAGCUCACACCCUGGACAGAGGAUAGGCGAGGGCCGCCGAGCAAAGGGCGUCGCACCACCAGAGUUCGCCAUUGAAGGCGAGGGGGAGGAGGAGGAGGACGAGGAGGAGGAGGAGGAGGAGGGGGAGGAGGAGCAGGAGGGUGUGGGUGUUGACGACACCGUUGGCGGGGAGCAUGCUGUUGUUGGUAGUAGCAGUGGUGCUCAGGUGUAG